Homarus americanus (American lobster) is the source of this 1290-nucleotide messenger RNA. Its product is annotated as translation initiation factor IF-2-like. NCBI's taxonomy places the organism in Eukaryota, Metazoa, Arthropoda, Malacostraca, Decapoda, Nephropidae. The coding region runs from base 1 to 1290 and encodes 429 amino acids. The record is from RefSeq and is a predicted model, not a curated record. The transcript has 3 exons.
AUGCCUCUAGGGGCCUUCCCAUGGGCGGCGGCGCCCCCAAAGGCCCUUCCAAGGGCGGUGGCGGCUCCAGGAGCCUUGACAGAGGCGCCGGCGCUCCCAGGCGCCCUCCCAGGGACGGCGGCGUCCCCAAGGUCCCUCUCAGGGAAUGUGGCGCCACCAGGGGCCCUCCUAGGCGUUGCGGCGCCGCAGGAAUUCUCCCAAGGAGCGGCGGGUCUCCUAGAGACCCUGCCAAGGAGGGCCACACCUCAAAAGCUCCUCCCAGUGGCGGCGGUGCCCCCUGCGGCCCUCCUAGAAGCAGCGGUGACCACAGGGGCCUCCCAGGGCCGGUGUAACCCCAGGGGCCCUGCCAGGGGUUGUGGCGCCGCCAGGGGCCCUCUCCAGGUACCCUCUCAGGUGCGGUACACCCACAGGAGCCUUCCCAGGGGCUGUUGCGCACCCCAGAGACCUUACCAGGGAGGUAGGGCCUCCAGGGGCCCUCCCAAGAGCGGCGGCGACAAGGGCUCCAUCCCAGGGAUGGCAGUGCCAUCAGGGGUUCUCCCAGGGGCGGCGGUGGUCCCAGGGGCCAUCUCAUUGGUCCCUCCAGGGGCGGCAGAGCCCCCAGGGGUCCUGCCAGAGGCUGUUGCUCCCCGAGGAGCCCCCUUUAGGGGUGGGGGUGAUCCCAGGGACGGUGGCUCCCCCAAGGGCUCGUCCGGGUGUGACGGCACCGUCAGGGGUUCUCCCAGGGGGGGCGUCACUUCCAGUGGCGGCGGAGCACCUAGGGAGCCCUUCCAAGGGCGUCCGCGCACCCAAGGGCCCUCCUUGGGGAUGGCGGUGACCCCAGGGACCCUACCAGGAGCGGCGGAGCCCCCAGGGGCACUUCAAAGAGUUGUGGCGUCCCUAGGGGCUAUCCUUAUGGGUGGGGGUGCCCUGCCACGGGCGGUGGCGCCCACAGAGGCCCUCCCAGGAGCGGUGGCGGCUUCAGGGACCUUCCCAGACACGGCUGCGAACCUAGGGGCUUUCCCAGUGGCGGUGGUGCUCCCAGGGAUCCUUGUAGGGGCGGUGACUCCUCCAGGGCCCUCACAGGGGUGUCAGCGACCCCAACGGCGCUCCAAGGGGACCUACCAGGGACGAUGGCGUCCCCAGGCGUCCUCUUUUGGGUCAGCGUCACGCUCAGGGGCGGGGGUACCCACAGGAGACCUCCCAGGUGCCGCAGCGUUUCAGCGGCCCGCCCAGGGGCAGUGGCGCCCAGAGGGGCCCUCCCAGGGGUGGCGGUGCCAUCAGGGACCCUCGCAGAUACAAAGACGCUGCUAG